Messenger RNA from Colius striatus (speckled mousebird), 2618 nucleotides. It is a transcript of the gene PPP2R5C, whose product is annotated as protein phosphatase 2 regulatory subunit B'gamma. Gene Ontology annotation, biological process: signal transduction; protein dephosphorylation. The record is from RefSeq and is a predicted model, not a curated record. Gene Ontology annotation, molecular function: protein phosphatase activator activity. Lineage: Eukaryota; Metazoa; Chordata; Aves; Coliiformes; Coliidae. Bases 77 to 1810 code for a protein of 577 amino acids. Gene Ontology annotation, cellular component: protein phosphatase type 2A complex; cytosol; nucleus. The transcript is spliced from 16 exons.
CAGCGCGGGGCGGGUGCAGCGCGGAGCGGGGCCGCCGGGGGUUGCGCCUCUGCGGCCGCGGCGCGUGCGGGCCGCCAUGCCGAAUAAAAACAAGAAAGAGAAAGAACCUGCAAAAUCAGUCAAGAGUGGAAAAAGUGUCAAAGAUGGACAAGAUAACCAAGAACAUGAGGUGUCAAACAAAAAAUCAAACAGCACUCCCCCCCCAGCACAACUAUCUAAAAUCAAAGUACCAGCACCACAGACAGUACUGAAGAAAGAAAAGCGGCAGAGUUCUUCAAGGUUUAAUGUUAGCAAUAACAGAGAGCUCCAAAAACUGCCAGCUUUAAAAGAUGUUCCUCCUGCUGAUCAAGAAAAGCUUUUUAUCCAGAAGUUACGACAAUGUUGUGUACUUUUUGACUUCGUUUCUGAUCCACUAAGUGACCUAAAGUGGAAGGAAGUGAAACGAGCAGCUUUAAGUGAAAUGGUAGAAUAUAUCACACACAAUCGCAAUGUGAUUACAGAACCUAUUUACCCUGAAGUAGUACAUAUGUUUGCAGUUAAUAUGUUUCGAACAUUACCACCAUCUUCCAAUCCAACGGGAGCAGAAUUUGAUCCAGAGGAAGAUGAACCAACCUUAGAAGCUGCGUGGCCUCAUCUACAGCUUGUUUAUGAAUUUUUCUUAAGAUUUUUAGAAUCUCCAGAUUUUCAACCUAAUAUAGCUAAGAAAUAUAUUGAUCAGAAGUUUGUAUUACAGCUUUUAGAGCUCUUUGACAGUGAAGAUCCUCGUGAAAGAGAUUUUCUUAAAACAACCCUUCACAGAAUAUAUGGGAAAUUCUUGGGCCUAAGAGCUUACAUCCGGAAACAAAUUAAUAAUAUAUUUUAUAGGUUUAUUUAUGAAACAGAACAUCACAAUGGCAUAGCAGAAUUACUGGAAAUACUGGGAAGCAUAAUUAAUGGAUUUGCCUUACCACUAAAAGAAGAGCACAAAAUAUUCCUAUUAAAGGUUUUGUUACCAUUGCACAAAGUGAAAUCACUCAGUGUCUACCAUCCACAGCUGGCCUACUGUGUAGUUCAAUUUUUGGAAAAGGACAGCACACUUACAGAACCAGUUGUAAUGGCACUGCUGAAAUACUGGCCAAAGACUCACAGUCCAAAAGAAGUCAUGUUUUUAAAUGAACUAGAAGAAAUUUUAGAUGUCAUUGAACCAUCUGAAUUUGUAAAAGUUAUGGAGCCUCUUUUCAGACAGCUAGCCAAAUGUGUGUCCAGUCCACACUUUCAGGUGGCAGAGCGAGCGUUGUACUACUGGAAUAAUGAAUAUAUCAUGAGUUUAAUUAGCGAUAACGCAGCAAAGAUUUUACCCAUCAUGUUUCCGUCCUUGUACCGGAAUUCAAAGACACAUUGGAACAAGACAAUACAUGGCUUGAUAUACAAUGCUCUGAAACUCUUCAUGGAGAUGAACCAAAAACUGUUCGAUGACUGCACACAGCAAUUUAAAGCAGAAAAACUGAAAGAGAAGCUAAAACUGAAGGAACGGGAAGAAGCAUGGGUUAAAAUAGAAAAUCUAGCCAAAUCAAAUCCCCAGUACCCAACAUACAGUGACACGGGUUCGCUGAACAGUCCUGUUGCAAUGGAAACAGAUGGGCCUUUAAUUGAAGAUUUGCAGAUGCUGAAAAAGACAGUGAAAGAAGAGGCUUGUCAGGCACAGAAAGAUCAGAAAAAAGAUCGUCCUCUCGUGCGACGCAAGUCAGAACUGCCUCAGGAUAUCUAUACCAUGAAAGCCUUGGAAUCACACUGCAGAGCUGAUGAAUUGAUAUCACAUGAUGGGCAUUAAACUAUUACAGUGAAAUAUUAUUUUGGAGGAAAAGGGGUUUUUUUCCUGGACUCAGUUCUACAGUAGAACUUACUUUUUCGUGCCAUACCAAUCAGUUACACACAAAGUCAAAGCUUUCUUCAACCCAGUUCUGUAGGCAAUAACUUAAUAGAGUACGCAGCUCAAGAUUAGUAGUUCAAACAAUGGUAAAUUACCCAGUUCCACGUGCAGAAUAUUGGGUUGACUCUAAUCAAAUGGACACAAUUUCCUGAAGGUGUUGUCGUAGUACCAGCUAGCUGGUAACGUGCAGUUUUUUUAGUCCUAUUUGAGAGAAGUGUUCCAGAACCUCUUUCCAUCUAAAGAAGUGAAUGACCAGUGGUUGGUACUAAUGAUAAAUGUGUGUUUUCAGAAGUGAAAUUAUUUCAAAUUUAAGUAUUCAACUUUUUUCUAGGGUUUCUCAACUUUACAGCUGUUUCCACAUGAUUGCUGUCCUUUAAUAUACCAGCAGUUGUGAAGAUACAGUUAUUUUUCGUGUUACAAACCGUGACUUACAAACUGGUAACUUCCACGACAAUCCUCAAUCAUCAUUCCUUUCCAAGAAUCCCGUAAAUUUAGUUCUCCUUUACUUAGGAUAAAGAUAUAUAUCUAUACAUACAUCAUGUCCUAAUACUUUAUGUGUAUUUAAAGCCAUAUUUUCCAGUCUUUAGUGUCUAACACAGCACCAGUAUUCGGGGUAUGAACUGGUGGAAUAAUUUUCCUUUAAAAAAAAAUUUGUUUACUAUGACUGGAAAUAGACUGAAAAUAAAACUUCAUUUUAAUUUGUUUUCAA